UCGCCCACAUGCGCUGCAUCAGCCCAAGGCUUGGGGAAAGGAAUAAAGAGAAGGUGGGAGAAGAGAGUUUAAAGUCUUUGCAGGCGGGAAGAUGGCGGACUCAAGCUGAAAGUGUGGAUUGGCAAACUUGGGCGAUCUUUGUGUUUAUUUACAAUCCUCUUGACCCAGAUAGGACACAUGCAGGCCAAAAAACGCUAUUUCAUCCUGCUCUCCGCUGGCACUUUCGUCGUCCUUCUCUUUUACUUCGGAGGCGUGCAGUUCAAAGCAUCAAGAAACCAAAGCAGGCGAGAGGCGCUCAGUAGUAGUAGCAGCAGCAGCAGCAGCAGCAGCAGAAAUGGCCCGCAGCACCCCAGCCCCGAGCAUUACUGGCCCCGAUUCCCGGAUGCCCUGCGCCCUUUCGUUCCUUGGGAGCAGCUGGAGAGCGAGGAGUACAACGUGCACGCCUCUCCCCGGCAGAAGCGCGAUGCCAACGCCAGCGUCUACAAAGGCAAGAAGUGCCGCAUGGAGUCCUGUUUCGACUUCGCCCUUUGCAGGAAGAACGGCUUCAAGGUCUACGUCUAUCCGCAGCAGAAAGGGGAGAAGAUCGCCGAAAGUUACCAAAACAUCCUGGCCGCCAUCGAGGGCUCCCGCUUUUACACUUCCGACCCCAGCCAAGCCUGCCUGUUUGUCCUCAGCCUGGACACCUUAGACAGAGACCAGCUCUCCCCCCAGUACGUGCACAACCUGCGGUCCAAAGUGCAAAGCCUCCACUUGUGGAACAAUGGUAGGAAUCAUUUAGUUUUUAAUUUAUAUUCCGGCACCUGGCCUGACUAUACCGAGGACGUGGGCUUCGACAUUGGCCACGCCAUGUUGGCCAAAGCCAGCAUCAGUACGGAAAACUUCCGGCCGAAGUUUGACGUUUCCAUCCCUCUCUUUUCUAAGGAUCAUCCAAGGACAGGAGGGGAGAAGGGCUUCCUGAGGUUUAACACCAUUCCUCCCCUCAGGAAGUACAUGUUGGUCUUCAAGGGGAAAAGGUACUUGACUGGAAUAGGUUCGGACACCAGGAAUGCCUUAUAUCAUGUUCAUAAUGGGGAGGAUGUUGUCCUCUUGACCACCUGCAAGCAUGGGAAAGACUGGCAAAAGCACAAGGAUUCGCGGUGCGAUAGGGACAACGCAGAGUAUGAAAAGUAUGAUUAUCGUGAAAUGCUGCACAAUGCCACUUUCUGUCUGGUCCCCCGGGGCCGGAGGCUUGGAUCCUUCAGGUUCCUCGAGGCCCUGCAGGCUGCCUGCGUUCCUGUGAUGCUGAGCAAUGGAUGGGAGUUGCCAUUCUCCGAAGUGAUUGAUUGGAAUCAAGCUGCCGUCAUAGGGGAUGAAAGAUUGUUAUUACAGAUCCCUUCUACAAUCAGGUCUAUCCAUCAGGAUAAAAUCCUAGCACUUAGACAGCAGACACAGUUCUUGUGGGAGGCUUAUUUUUCUUCUGUUGAGAAGAUUGUAUUGACCACACUAGAGAUUAUUCAAGACAGAAUAUUUAAGCACAUAUCACGUAACAGCUUAAUAUGGAAUAAACACCCUGGCGGGUUAUUUGUACUGCCACAGUAUUCCUCAUAUCUGGGAGAUUUUCCUUACUAUUAUGCUAACCUAGGUCUCAAAUAACCGUCCAAAUUCACCGCCGUGAUCCAUGCAGUUACUCCUUUAGUUUCACAGUCUCAACCUGUGCUGAAACUCCUGGUCGCUGUAGCCAAAUCCCAGUACUGUUCUCAGAUCAUUGUCUUAUGGAAUUGUGAUAAACCCCUCCCAGCGAAGCACCACUGGCCUGCCACUGCUGUGCCUGUCAUUGUCAUAGAAGGAGAAAGCAAGGUGAUGAGCAGUCGUUUUCUGCCCUACGAGAACAUUGUCACGGAUGCUGUUCUAAGCCUCGAUGAGGAUACGGUGCUUUCAACCACUGAGGUGGAUUUUGCCUUUACAGUUUGGCAGAGUUUCCCAGAAAGGAUUGUAGGCUAUCCGGCUCGCAGCCAUUUUUGGGACAAUACUAAGGAGAGGUGGGGAUACACAUCAAAAUGGACAAACGACUAUUCCAUGGUAUUGACUGGAGCUGCUAUUUACCACAAAUAUUAUCACUACCUGUACACUCACUACUUGCCUGCCAGCUUGAAGAAUAUGGUGGACCAACUGGCCAAUUGUGAGGACAUUUUGAUGAACUUCUUGGUGUCAGCUGUGACAAAAUUGCCUCCAAUCAAAGUAACACAGAAAAAACAGUAUAAGGAAACUAUGAUGGGACAGACUUCUCGGGCUUCUCGGUGGGCUGACCCAGACCACUUUGCUCAGAGGCAGAGCUGCAUGAACACUUUUGCCAGCUGGUUUGGCUAUAUGCCCCUGAUCCAUUCUCAGAUGAGGCUUGAUCCCGUGCUCUUCAAAGACCAAGUCUCCAUCCUGAGGAAGAAAUACCGAGAUAUUGAACGACUCUGAGGAGCCCUGAGGAGGGAGGGAGGGCAGGCAGGAGGGAGGGGAGAGAGAGUGGGAGACGGACUGUUCGCAAACACCCAGUGAAGAUCCCACUGACUCUUAGAGCAGAACUGUACCAAGAAUGAACAAAGACACACACACACACACACACAACUUCACACCAUGCCAAUGGAAAAGUCAACUGGCGCUGGCCUCCAAAGGGAUUCUCAGUGCACUGGACUGCUUCAAAACCACCUCAUGGGGCUGCAGGUCGCUCAAAGACUAGGUUGUGUACAGUUUCAUUAUGGAACAUUAAAUAAUUAUUUUUUGAAAUGAUUGCUAUGCAGGUUUAAACUUUUUUAAUGAUCAAAAAACCCUAUUAAACAGAGUUCUUUCUUUAAUCAGAA
Molecule: messenger RNA, 2828 nt
Organism: Pogona vitticeps (central bearded dragon)
Lineage: Eukaryota; Metazoa; Chordata; Lepidosauria; Squamata; Agamidae
Gene: EXT1
Product: exostosin glycosyltransferase 1
Cellular component (GO): membrane
Molecular function (GO): glycosyltransferase activity
Source: RefSeq, a predicted model, not a curated record